Messenger RNA from Cannabis sativa, 666 nucleotides. RefSeq lists its product as uncharacterized. Gene Ontology annotation, molecular function: zinc ion binding. Bases 112 to 666 code for a protein of 184 amino acids. Lineage: Eukaryota; Viridiplantae; Streptophyta; Magnoliopsida; Rosales; Cannabaceae. The record is from RefSeq and is a predicted model, not a curated record. The transcript has 2 exons.
UACCACAUUUUGAGCAACCUUAAAACAAGCUUCAAACAACAUGCUGCCAAAUACAAUCUCCCAUUCUUUGGAGCAGUGAAAGCCUACACAGAAAAGCAAUUCGAGUUCCACAUGGCUGAAUUGGAUGGAUUGGACAAACGCAUAAGACCUUACCUCAAAAAAAUCGGGUAUGAAAAGUGGUCAAGAAUUCAUAGCCAAAACAAGAGGUAUUCCACAAUGACCUCAAACAUAUCAGAAUCACUGAACGCUGCAAAUUUGGCAGCAAGGGAGCUACCAAUUACAACGCUGCUAGAAUGCUUGAGAGCAUUGGUGCAACAAUGGACGCAUACUAAUAGGACAAAAGCACACAACACCUUCACUAAGCUAUCACCAACUGGAGAAGACAUACUGUUGAAAAAUUACACAUACUCAUUGAAUCUGGAGGUUAAAGCAACAACAGAUUACUUGUUUGAGGUAACAAGAAUGAAAGAAUCGUGGGAAGUAGACCUAGAAAAAAGAACAUGCACGUGCAACAGGUUCCAAAUAGAUGAAAUGCCAUGCGGGCACGCAGUGGCCGUAAUGAGGGAGAUGAACAUGGACCCGUACACCUACUGUUCAGAUUACUACACAAAAAAAAUUGGCUGGCAACUUAUUCGGGGACGGUUACCCAAUAGGACACCAAAGUGA